AUGGGCCGCCGUUCAUCAGAUACUGAAGAAGAAAGCAGAAGCAAAAGAAAAAAGAAACAUCGUAGACGGUCAUCUUCAAGUAGUUCUUCAGAUAGUAGAACAUAUAGUCGAAGAAAAGGUGGAAGGAAAUCAAGGUCAAAGUCAAGAUCUUGGUCCAGAGAUCUUCAGCCUCGCUCACAUUCGUAUGAUAGAAGACGGAGACAUCGAUCAAGCAGUAGCUCUUCUUAUGGCUCCAGAAGAAAACGAAGUCGAAGUCGUUCAAGGGAUUGGGGGAAGUCCUACAGAGUUCAGAGGUCUAGGUCGAAAAGCAGAACAAGAAGGUCCAGGUCAAGACCUCGUCCACGUUCCCAUAGUCGAAGCAGUGAAAGGUCCAGUCACAGAAGAACCCGGAGUCGAUCUCGGGACAGAGAACGACGUAAAGGCAGAGAUAAGGAGAAAAGAGAAAAGGAGAAGGAUAAAGGCAAGGACAAGGAAUUACACAACAUCAAACGUGGGGAAUCUGGAAACAUCAAAGCUGGAUUAGAACAUCUGCCACCAGCUGAACAGGCCAAAGCCAGACUACAGUUGGUUCUUGAAGCUGCUGCAAAAGCUGAUGAAGCAUUGAGAGCCAAAGAAAGAAAUGAAGAAGAAGCAAAGAGAAGAAAGGAGGAAGACCAAACCACCCUGGUAGAACAAGUAAAAAGAGUAAAAGAAAUUGAAGCCAUUGAAAGUGAUUCUUUUGUUCAGCAGACAUUCAGAUCAAGUAAAGAAGUCAAAAAGUCACUGGAAGCCAGUGAAGUGAAGCAUGUCCCUGCAGCAUCAGGACCAGUGUCAGCAGCUGCUGAUGUACCCAGUAAUGAAAAAGAAAUAGACCCGAGCAGCAUCCCUACUGCUAUCAAGUACCAAGAUGACAAUUCCCUGGCUCAUCCGAACUUAUUUAUUGAGAAAGCUGAUGCUGAGGAGAAGUGGUUCAAGAGAUUAAUUGCUCUUCGACAAGAAAGGCUAAUGGGCAGUCCUGUGGCCUAA
This is a messenger RNA of Pipistrellus nathusii (Nathusius's pipistrelle), 1005 nucleotides long. Lineage: Eukaryota; Metazoa; Chordata; Mammalia; Chiroptera; Vespertilionidae. The record is from the annotation of a GenBank genome assembly.